Molecule: messenger RNA, 676 nt
Organism: Dendrobium catenatum
Lineage: Eukaryota; Viridiplantae; Streptophyta; Magnoliopsida; Asparagales; Orchidaceae
Product: cadmium-induced protein AS8
Exons: 3
Coding region: 119-661 (180 amino acids)
Source: RefSeq, a predicted model, not a curated record
CAUAAAUAUGCGCAACGGAUAAGUCGAAGUUCCUCGAGCUUUGGCUUCCGGUUCUUCUUAGGCUUCACAGCUCUAGCUUUGGCGAGGACUAAUAGAUGGUAAUGGGCAUCGGCUUCUCAUGAUCAUAAAGGGGAUAUUCAGGAGGUAUGAAAGAUGGAAUCCAGUGCACCCAACGCUGGGUUCAUUUUGGGGCAUGGGGAUUGGAAUUGGUUGUGGCGUUGGAUGGGGUCCUGGGUUUGGUCCAGAGGUAGUUGGCUAUGUUGGUGCCGGCUGUGGUCUGGGAUUUAGUGUUGGUGUUACUCUGGCUGGGAUUGGGAUUGGCCUUCCAGUGAAUGGAGUCGAUCAAAACCCACACAAUGGCUUUAUAACCAGCAGUGGUACUUUGGAACUGGCAAGAUCUAAUGCUCUUUGGAUGAUGAGUAGUGUGACCGUUGGUUUGAGACAUUUAUCUCCAUGUAUGUCAUUCCUGAUGAAGGAAACUUUUGGGCGCCUUUCAAGCUUAAAGUAUAAAGCCUCAUUGCUUCAGCCCAUUGAACUAAACAAGUUGAACAGAACCAUUUCAAGCCAUGUUAAAUCAACAGUUGAAUCUUUUCAAGACUUCAGAGAUCAGGGCUGGCCUCCUGGGCAAGGUAUAAAAGCUUUUCUUUGUAUGCUGAUGUAAAAUUUUCAUAAAUUU